ACUGCAAAUUUACCAGAAGUGGCACAAUUAACGUUUGUCUCGGAAAUGACCCACUGUGAGUUAUUUGGACUGUAUAUUGUUUGACAUUUGACCUCGUAUUCUCCCUCCUUCCUCAAGAACCUACCAGUUAUGUAAUUGUCUUUUGAUGAGCUGGAGAAAAUAUCUUACUGCUCUCGAUGUUGUCUACUUGUAGAUUGCAUAAGGCCAUCAAUGAUUGCAUGAUGAUAAAGUCCGAUAAAACGGAUACUGCUGAUUGGUAACUCGGAAAUAAGUGAUAGAAAGGACAUCCUCAGGUCAGAAGGACAACAUCAGCAUCAUCCGCACAAGAAGGAUAAGCAAAGAAACUUGGCGUCAGUCACUAAGCGGAGAAAAUGUUUUCUAGGAACUCCGUGUGUGUCGGCCAUAGAGUUCUAGAAUUAUGGAUUCCAGCAGAGGAGGUCUAGGGGGGGAGUGCACGGAGUUAAGGAACCUAUCUGGACUGUUCAAAAGGCAAACAAGCCUGUUAGCCUUGAGUAAAGUCCAAUGGGGAUCUCACACACACAAACCUAAUAGAGGCGACGGAGCUGCACGGUGUCCUGAUUGACCACUGAAAAGAAGACCCUAGAGAACAAACGUUUCGGGGAAAAGUCUGGUGUUAUGGAUCUGCUACACAGCUGGGGGGUCGAGCUGGUACUGCACCUGCAGACCAAAUACGGCGGUUACAAAGGCCUUUUUAGUUUUGCUUCCACUGUGGCUGACCUGCACACGACCUUCUUCUUUUUCUUCCCUAUCUGGUUCCAUCUGCGGCGGGACAUGGCCAUCCGGCUCAUCUGGGUGGCUGUCAUCGGUGAUUGGAUCAACCUGGUCCUUAAAUGGGUUCUUUUUGGAGAGAGACCAUAUUGGUGGGUUCAUGAGACCGACUUCUAUGGGGCAAAAGGGGCCCCUUUGCUGCAACAGUUCCCGAUUACAUGUGAAACUGGACCAGGAAGUCCUUCUGGUCACGCAAUGGGUGCCGCGGGGGUCUGGUAUGUCAUGGUGACGGCCAUACUCAACAUUGCGGCAAAGAAACGAUGUCUACCGUCUCUGUACAAAUUCCUGCGUUUGGUUCUAUGGGUUGUCAUGGGUCUGGUGGUGCUGGUAGUUUGCAUGUCCAGGGUCUACAUGGCAGCCCACUUCCCGCACCAAGUCCUCGCCGGGCUGGUCACAGGCAUUAUGGUGGCCGAGGUCAUGUCAAAGGUGAAAUGGAUCUACAGUGCCAGGUUCAGGACGUACGCCGUCACCACCCUCUUCUUGACCUUCUUUGCCGUGGGCUUCUACCUGCUGCUUAAAGCUCUUGGUGUGGACCUUCUGUGGACCAUAGAGAAGGCCCAAAGGUGGUGCACCAGGGCUGAAUGGGUGCACAUGGACAGCACGCCGUUCGCCAGCCUCCUACGAAACAUGGGCAGCCUUUUGGGUCUUGGACUGGGCCUGCACUGGCUGCCUCCGCUCGGCACCUCGGGUGCUUUCAAGACGGGGUGCGUUGUCGUCUCUCUAGGGCUGCUUGGGGUUUUGGACUCAUGGACAUUUUCCUCUGAGAACCUUGUGGCUUUCUACUGCUUGUCCUUCGGUAAGAGCGCGGUUGCACUUUUAAUACCGACCGCGUUGGGCCCUCGGGCGCUCCGCUGGAUCAUCACAAAAGGUGCAAGCAGUAAAAACUUGUGAUCAGUGGGAUUGAUUUUUGUGUUGAUUACGCACAUGGGACCUUUUAGCUAAUGCUAGUGUGUUAGCAUGGAAAAUGUAGUCCAGUUUUGUUGUUUUGCUAAGAGUUAUUGUCUUGUGUACACAUGCCGGAUGCUUCAAAAUAGUUUGGAUUUAAAGUACAAGCUAGCCAUUAGCUAAUUGGCUAUAUGCUAAGCGCUUCAUUAUAGUUAAUCUCAAAUGGUCAGGGGCGUGCAGAGGGAGGGACCAAUGGGGCGGCGGGACUAACGGGGUGGCGGGAUCGAUGACCCCCGGAGCUUAAUGGUCAAAAAUAUAAAUACCAGCGGUCAAGUUAGCGACACGCUAAGCGAUUGUCUUUGCUGUUUCAUUUGUUUCCUAUCUUAAACUUCCUUUUGUUUUGAUUCUUUUAAGUGUAUAGAACAACUCAAAUGUCAGUGUCCUAGUUCUAUUUUUGCUCCCCAUCUUUUUUUAGCUUGCCAGUCACUGUUUGGAUUAAAAAAAAAAAAAAAAGUCAUUAGCUUACUAAUGAGAGCUACCCGUAAUAGCACAUUGUUUUUUUUCCACGGGACACUUUGCACUGAUACUGAUUAAUUGUGCACAUUAAACAUUAACCCAAGCAUGCGUCGCUCACUCGGCCGGCCAACAUAGUGACACUGCCUCCACCAUACGGCCACGUGGGGUCAUGA
Syngnathus typhle (broad-nosed pipefish) is the source of this 2363-nucleotide messenger RNA. RefSeq names its product glucose-6-phosphatase catalytic subunit 1a, tandem duplicate 1 (gene g6pc1a.1). The record is from RefSeq and is a predicted model, not a curated record. Gene Ontology annotation, molecular function: glucose-6-phosphatase activity. Gene Ontology annotation, biological process: gluconeogenesis; glucose 6-phosphate metabolic process. The coding region runs from base 637 to 1680 and encodes 347 amino acids. Gene Ontology annotation, cellular component: membrane. The transcript has 5 exons. NCBI's taxonomy places the organism in Eukaryota, Metazoa, Chordata, Actinopteri, Syngnathiformes, Syngnathidae.